Messenger RNA from Knipowitschia caucasica, 1134 nucleotides. NCBI's taxonomy places the organism in Eukaryota, Metazoa, Chordata, Actinopteri, Gobiiformes, Gobiidae. The record is from the annotation of a GenBank genome assembly.
AUGUUCCAGUUGAAUUCGCCCAUGAACUCGGUGAGCAGUUCGGAGGACAUAAAGCCCCCGCUGGGUCUGAACGGGGUGAUGAAGGUUCCCCCCCAGCCUUCGUGCACCGCCCUGUCCCUCACCAAACACAUAUGUGCCAUCUGUGGAGACCGCUCGUCAGGUAAACACUACGGCGUGUACAGCUGCGAGGGCUGCAAAGGCUUCUUCAAACGCACGGUGAGGAAAGACCUGACCUACACCUGUCGAGACAACAAGAACUGCGUCAUCGACAAGCGCCAGAGGAACCGCUGCCAGUACUGCCGCUACCAAAAGUGUCUGGCCAUGGGCAUGAAGAGAGAAGUGUUGUUACAUGCAGCUGUCCAGGAGGAGCGCCAGAGAGCCAAAGAGCGGGCGGAGAGCGAGGUGGAGUCCAGCGGCUGUGCCAACGAGGAGAUGCCCGUGACCAAGAUCCUGGAGGCCGAGCAGGCUGUGGAACCCAAGACCGAGACCUACAUAGAGACCAACCUGGGCGUGCCAUCCAACUCUCCCAAUGACCCUGUGACAAACAUCUGCCAGGCUGCGGACAAGCAGCUCUUCACGCUGGUGGAGUGGGCCAAGAGGAUCCCCCAUUUCUCCGAGCUGCCGUUGGACGACCAGGUCAUCCUCCUACGAGCAGGUUGGAACGAGCUGCUGAUAGCGUCGUUCUCGCACCGGUCAAUAGCGGUGAAGGACGGGAUCCUCCUGGCGACCGGACUGCACGUGCACCGAAACAGCGCCCACAGCGCCGGCGUGGGAGCCAUCUUUGACAGAGUGCUCACGGAGCUGGUGUCCAAGAUGCGGGACAUGCAGAUGGACAAGACAGAACUGGGCUGCCUGCGAGCGAUCGUGCUCUUCAAUCCAGAUUCCAAAGGGCUGUCGAACCCCGGGGAAGUGGAGGCCCUCAGAGAAAAGGUCUACGCGUCUUUAGAGGCCUACUGUAAACAGAAGUAUCCGGAGCAGCCGGGCAGGUUCGCCAAGCUGUUGCUACGGUUACCGGCGCUGCGCUCCAUCGGCCUCAAGUGUCUGGAGCACCUCUUCUUCUUCAAGCUCAUCGGGGACACGCCCAUCGACACCUUCCUCAUGGAGAUGCUCGAAGCCCCCCACCAGAUGACAUAA